CGCACGUGUGAACCCGGCUUACGGCAUAGUCACUAUAGAUCUACCAGACGUCUCGAGGCAUGGCUGAGGUAUUAUGGCUGCAAUGAGGGUCACUGGACCAGCAAACGACCGGUUGUACAGGUAAUGGUUUGUUUCCGUAAAACGCCGCAACACGCCAGGUUUUGUAACCUCCACUUGUGGCCUUAGUCAUCCUUGAGGGACAAGGCCAUGAAGGGUGUGGAUCUUUUCUAGGGUGCACGACAGAAGUACGUACUACUGCAGCGAGUUUCACGUAUUUCUUUCAGAGUCAACAGAUCGAUAGCUAGAACAGGCAACAAGCUCCCCUUGACAAGCUACUGUUGUGUUUACCCGUGUCUAGUAGGGCUUAUGCUCUGGUUGAAGACUUAAAGUGGUGAAGACAUCGUUAAUAUUCAACAGCCCAAAAUGGCGGGAAAGGGUAAGACUGUAGCGGUUGUGACGAUGCUAACCCUGGCCGACCUCGCAGCCAACACAGUCUUCUACAUGAACGGUGCGGAUGUGUACAAGUUCAUGUACGGCAUCAACUUCUUCAGCAUCUUUACCUCCAUGUUCGACACCUGGAUACUGGGCGUACUCAGGGUGUGUCUGAUGUUCGGAGCUGUCCUGUCCGUGCUGUGCAACGCCCGAGAUGCUGUUCCAAGGAUCAAGCUGUCCAGGUCGUGGGUCGGAGUCUACCCAGCCGCUGUCUUUGCGUACACAAUCACCAAGCUGCUGCUCUAUUCGGAAAAGGAAACGGACAUUCUGAGCAAACUGUGGUUCUGGGCACAGUUUGGAGGGAGUCUUGUGGGAUGUGUCAUAUUCUACCUCAACUGGAGUUUACUUUCAAACAUCAAGACACAACUACAUUUAAGAAGUGUGAACAAGGAGGAGGGAACAGAGGAAGAAACAAGGACCCUGGUCGAUAAAACAAAUGGCCAAAAGAUGAAAAGUAAUAAAGUAAAAGAGGAAGAUGGCAAGUCUUCUGCCGUGUUGAAAUUGAUAUCCUACUCCAAACCUGACAUGGCGUAUAUCAUUGGAGCAACAGCCUUCCUUUUAGCAGCUGCUGUCAGUGACAUCUUUGAGCCUUACUACACGGGGCAGGUGAUUGAUGGGAUAGCCAUCGAGAAGUCUCAGGAGAAGUUCACACGAGCCAUCGUCGUCUUAACCUUGCUGUCUAUUACGAGCUCAAUAUGUGCAGGAAUUAGGGGUGGACUGUUCACUUUUUGCAUGGCCAGGCUCAACAUCCGCUUACGCAAGCUCCUCUUUAAGUCUAUCACUCAACAGGAGAUAGGCUUCUUCGACAGUGUAAAAACAGGUGACAUCACCUCCCGUUUGACCUCUGACACGUCCACCGUGUCCAACAUGCUGUCCCUGAACCUGAACGUCUUCCUCCGGAGCUUCGUGAGGGGGGCGGGAACGCUUGUCUUCAUGUUCAAGUUGUCAUGGCAACUAACCACCUUCACAUUAGUGAUAGUCCCUGUUGUUGCUGGUGUGUCUAAAAUCUACGGAAAGUACUUUAAGAAAUUAUCCAAGGCAGUGCAGGACUCCUUCGCCAAAGCUAACGAGGUUGCGGAGGAGACCAUAGCGUCUUUGAGGACAGUCCGCAGCUUUGCUCAUGAGACCGGGGAGUGUGACAGAUAUGGAGAAAUGCUGAAGAGUACCUAUAAGCUUUAUAUGAAGAAGGCCCUCGCCUAUGGAUGCUUCUCAAUGACAACACGUACCCUUGACCUUACCAUGGUGGUGUUGACCUUGUACUAUGGCGGCCAUCUUGUCAUCACAGACAGACUGUCAGGAGGGAACCUGGUGUCCUUCAUACUGUACCAAAAGGAACUUGGAGAUGCUAUAGAGUUACUUGGAUCUGUCUACACUGGUCUCAUGCAAGCAGUUGGGGCAUCAGAAAAGGUUUUUGAGUACAUCGAUCGCAAACCUGAGAUACAGAACAACGGUUUGCUGGCACCUGACAGGCUAGAGGGACACAUAGAGUUCAAAGACGUAUCCUUUGCCUACCCAUCUAGGAAAGAUAUCCCUGUUUUGAAGGAUGUUUCUUUCAAGGUGUCUCCAGGCGAAGUUGUUGCCCUGGUCGGCCCAAGUGGUAGUGGAAAGAGCACCUGUGUUAACCUGCUGGAACGCUUCUAUGAGACCAUGUCAGGCCAGGUGCUGCUAGAUGGUAACCCCAUCAUGGCGUAUGAUCACAAGUUUCUACAUAGAAUGAUUGCUUUGGUUGGACAAGAACCGGUGCUGUUUGCCCGCUCCAUCAAGGACAACAUAUCCUAUGCCCUGGACAACUGCAGCUUGGAGGAGGUGCAGCGCGUUGCUAGGCAGGCCAACGCCCAUCAGUUCAUCACGGAGCUGCCCGAGGGGUACGAGACGGAGACAGGGGAGAAGGGGAUGCAGCUGUCCGGGGGGCAGAAGCAGAGGGUGGCGAUCGCCCGGGCGCUGAUCAGGAAACCAGCGGUGCUGCUACUGGACGAGGCCACCAGCGCUUUAGAUGCCGAGAGUGAACACUUAGUACAGCAAGCCAUCAACAACCUGCACGGACACACGGUCAUCGUGAUCGCCCACCGCCUGAGCACCGUGGAGAAGGCUGACCGCAUCAUCGUCAUCGACAAGGGGACCGUGGUGGAGCAGGGGCGGCACGGGGAGCUGAUGCAGCAGGACGGGCUGUACGCCAAACUGGUACAGCGACAGUUGUUAGGGCAGGAUGACAAGGAAAACAACAGUGAAGCAGAGAAGGAUGAGAUAGACAAGAGGCCAAACAGCCUGUAUGGGUCGAUGAAAGCCGGUCGUGUCCGAUUGAAAAGUAGUUAGAGUCUUAUUUCCUAAAUUCCAGUAGAGGAUAUUUCCUUGGACAAUAUCAGACUGAGUACAUAUCAUUAACGUACAGGUCAACCUUCAAAAUUUUGUGUUAAGGAAACAUGUCCUCCUAGCCUUUUCAUGCUCAGGAUUCUUCUUCUUUUCAGGUUGAGGAGAUAUUCUUCUUUUAUUGCUCCUGGUUGAGGAUAUAGCCUCUGUAACGUUUGAAGGGGAGGUCAUUAUCUUUCAACUUUUUCAGGUUGAGGUUUUGAUUUUUUUUCUUGAUAUCUUCAACAUUUUUUCUUCUUCUUUCUGGUUGUACAUGAGUACGUACAUCCCCAGCUUUUCAUUUUGAGAAUAUAGCCUAGGUGAGGACAUUAGCCUUUCUAACUUUCUUUCUGGCUGAGGAUUUAUCCUUCUCAUUUGAGGAUAUAGCCUUUUUCAUUUUUAACGUCGAGGACAUAUUCUUUUUAACUUCAUCAUGUUUCAUGAUGAAACGACAAGAUAUGAUGAUUAUGAACUUCUUCAGGUUGAGAUAUACUCUCAACCUUUUCAAUUUGAGGAUAUAGCCUCUUUAACGUUUUAAGGGCUAGGCUUGUAUCCUAUUUAAAGGUUUUCAGGUUGAGGCUACAUGAU
Branchiostoma floridae (Florida lancelet) is the source of this 3426-nucleotide messenger RNA. Its product is annotated as ATP-binding cassette sub-family B member 9-like. Gene Ontology annotation, cellular component: lysosomal membrane. Bases 424 to 2805 code for a protein of 793 amino acids. The record is from RefSeq and is a predicted model, not a curated record. The transcript has 13 exons. Gene Ontology annotation, molecular function: ATP hydrolysis activity; ATP binding; ABC-type oligopeptide transporter activity. Gene Ontology annotation, biological process: transmembrane transport; peptide transport. NCBI's taxonomy places the organism in Eukaryota, Metazoa, Chordata, Leptocardii, Amphioxiformes, Branchiostomatidae.